Messenger RNA from Coregonus clupeaformis (lake whitefish), 2649 nucleotides. Its product is annotated as opioid growth factor receptor-like protein 1. Gene Ontology annotation, cellular component: membrane. Gene Ontology annotation, molecular function: opioid growth factor receptor activity. NCBI's taxonomy places the organism in Eukaryota, Metazoa, Chordata, Actinopteri, Salmoniformes, Salmonidae. The transcript is spliced from 7 exons. The record is from RefSeq and is a predicted model, not a curated record. Bases 318 to 1469 code for a protein of 383 amino acids.
GCUAGUGACAGAAAGGGAGAAUUAUUAUUUGUUCUCUUUCUGACGUUGAGGAUCUCAGAUGUGACACUAGUUAACCCCUGUCCCUGUGUCGCGGAGCACGUGGUCAUCUUUGGUCCUGAUGCUGUGACCGCUUUCCUAGGCACGCGCCGCGCAUUUAGGGGUGUGUUCACCGUGUACUGGGAAGUCUGGAUUGGAAUUUUCCUCAGCCUGCCAUUUAAAAGCCACACGCUAACGGUGGCGCAGCAGGCCGACUGUACGGCAAAAUAUGUAGGCUAGAAGGACACAGAGGACGGCGCGACUCGGUGUAGGUGGGUUAAAUGGGAAAUCUGAUGGGCAGUUUGCGCUACAAGGAGCCGAGAACUGUGGAGGAAUGUGACUCGACAUGGGAGUCAGACUCGGAAAGCGACGAGCAGCCGGGUGAUGAGGACAGCGGGAUAUCGGAGUGUGUCAGCCGGUUCGAGACAGGGAGAUGCGGCGAACAGGCGGACAUGUCCCCGAAGCUCUCUGACUCUGACUCGAAGUCCAGCACCAAGAUGAAGAGGAGUUUUUAUGCUGCAAAGGAUCUUUACAAAUAUCGCCACAGCUACCCGAACAACAAGGCUCCCCGGCUACCUAAUGACUACCGCAACCUCCGCUUCUACCUGAACAAGAUCCCUCUAAUACCAGACGGUAUCUUCAUUGAGGAGAUCCUGACCAAAUGGAGAGGGAAUUAUGACAAACUGGAGCACAAUCACACCUACAUACAGUGGCUUUUCCCUCUGAGGGAGCAAGGGCUCAACUUCUAUGCUCAAGAACUCACUCAGGAGGAGAUCAAGGAAUUCCAAAGCACUCGGGAGGCCAAGCGGCGAUUUCUGCUGGCGUACACACUCAUGCUGGAUUUUUACGGGAUCAAACUCCUGGAUAAGAGUGGGAAUGUCGCCCGAGCUUCCAACUGGCAAGAACGCUUUCAGCACCUCAAUGAGUCCCAGCACAACUAUCUGCGGAUCACGCGCAUCCUCAAGUCUCUGGGUGAGCUGGGCUUUGAGGCCUUCAAGGCCCCCCUGGUGCGUCUGCUGCUGGACGAGGCUCUGUGUCGGGGUACCCUGCCCAACAUGCUGCACAGCACCCUGGAGUAUUAUGUCUAUACCAUCCGUCUCCGCUCCCACCGCCGCAGCCUGCUCCGAUACGCCCGCCAGCACUACCAGCCGGCCAACACCUUCCUCUGGGGGCCCUCGGCCAGAAGGAGAGGAGCUGAGGCAGGGCCAGGAGGCAGGGUGGCAGAACCCACCCCAGAGAGGGAGAGGAGAGGAGGAGACCCCCAUAGGGCUUGUAGUCCACUUACGAAGAAGGACUCAGUGGGAGGGUGGGGUGGAGGAGGAGAUGGGAAGGGAACCAAGGGCUGUACCGUCUCCACCAAAACCCUCCAGGAGGGGGUGAUGGAGAGGGGUAGGGGGGACAGGGGCAAGUACAUUGAGACAGUUCCACUCUAGGACUGUAGGGAGAAUAGUUUUGGGAAGAAGUGGUGUAUGUGUGUCUUGAUGGAUUGGGUGGUGGGUGGGGGGGUCAUUGUAGCAAUACUGGCCCAUGCCAUGUUUUUAUGGACUCAAAAGUCGUAGCUAAGUUGUAGUAGCUAAGUUUAGUAUGCAGCACAAUCCUUAACGUUAAACUACUCUUGCAAUGUUUUCUCUCUGUCACAAUGUCUUUCUUCCUUUUGUGUAGAUUGACUGCACUUGGCAAUCCACUAAUUGUACAGAACCUUCUAGCCAAGCAGAUCACAUGUAGGGCUUAGUAUACAACAAGCAGCCUGAUUGGUUGGAAGUAUGAAACAAACAAUCUGAUAGGAUAUGAACAACUGCUUGACAGGGUGGCUGCUGUGUGGAAUCUUGCACCUUUGACAAUCUGUCUUCCUAUAUGAGAUAUCUCUGUUACUUCCUGGUUACUUCCUGAGCGAAUCUUUCUAUUGGCUGCUGAGCCUGGCGAUAAGGGUGAAACUUUGGCUGUCGGAUACCAUCUUCCUACACAAAGCAUUCUGUAGCUUUCAGAGCAGCCAAGCUAGUCAGACGCACAGACUCAUAUGAACUUUUCAGGUAUACUAUAAUGUGAUUGAUAAUAUGGGCUCAAGUAUUAAUACUGUAGCUAUUAGUGUGUGUUGAGACUGUAGUGUGUGUGUGCUAGGCAGUGUGUGUACUACUAUCUGAAGUGCCUCUUUUUCUAUUCAUCUUAUACUGGUUGAUUGUGUGCCGUUAGGGAUGUGUGUGUACUUACCAAUGUUUAAGUUAAAGGGUGUUUUCAUGUAUGAAUUUGGUUACCUGAUGGGUGUUAGUGAAAAGUUACAAUUUGCUUUCACAAGAACAGAACGUGACCAUUUCAGUGUACCGGUAUGCUUAUAACACGCAAAUAACUUGACGGCAGCUUGACAUAGCUCGUUUUUGAAUGGCACACAUUUCCUGAAUCCUGGACCAUUCUAUUGAGGAUGUGCAAGAAUUUAAUUUGAUCCGACUCCAGGAUGGUGAUAUGCCUGUUUUUUUUUUAUUGGGAAAAUAAAAUACAUAACUGUUGAGUGUAUGUAUAUACAAAUAAGCAUUUGUAUAUACAUACAGCCGGCCGCGACCGGGAGACUCAUGGGCGGCGCACAAUUGUCGCAGCCGGCCGCGACCGGGAGACUCAUGG